UAGGACAAACGUGCAAAAGGCCCCUAAGCAUGAGCAGACAUGUUGACAUCAAUUCCACAUAGAAAAACUUGGAAAUCAAAGAAGACAGUAAAAGUCACGAAGUCUUAUCCAACCUUCCCUUCCCUGAAUGCCUGGGAAGAAUUCAGGGGCCUCCUGCCUGUGGAUGCGGAACUGAACUCUGGAGUGGCUCUAGGUGUGGAGGAGGGACUGCUCUGCCAGAUGGUUCAUUCUCCAGAAUUCAAUCUAUUUCCUGACUCUGUGGUGUUUGAAAGCAACUUUGUCCAGGUCAAGAAGGGUAGAAACUGGAUAAAUAUCUACAAAGUCUCCAAGACCAUGGCCCUUGGGGUGACCUCCUCUGUGCCCUGCCUACCCCUUCCCAACAUCCUCCUCAUGGCCAGUGUCAGAUGACAUCAGGGACAGAGCCAGACAUGGAACAGACCAGCUAUAGCUCCAAACAUCAUCCUGAAAAGGAUUCUCCCGUUGAAGUUUGUGGAGCUCCAGGUCUGUGACCACCUCCAGGGCAUCCUGCGGUUGAGGACAGUCACUGAGAAGAUGUACUACCUAAAGCUCCACCCAGACCACCCUCAGACUGUCUUCCACUUCUGGAUCCAAGUGGUGCAAAUUCUGAAGGAGGGCCUAUCCAUCACCACCAAGGACCCUAGGAUUCUUGUCACCCACUGCCUGGUACCCAAGAACAACUGCAGCUCGUCUGAAGACUCUAAGUUAGUACAGAAGAAACUCCAAGCCUCCCAGCCCAGCGAGAGCCUCAUGCAGCUGAUGGCCAAGAGAGAGAGUGAGGCCCUCUCUCAGAUCUUUGAGGACUUGCACCAGCAGAAACCCUUCAGGAGCAGCAAAAAGAUGAACAAGGCCUGCUCAGGUAAUGGAAGACGUGAGGCACACAGCCUCAUCGAGCUGUCUAUGUUGCAGCCCUAA
Molecule: messenger RNA, 933 nt
Organism: Heterocephalus glaber (naked mole-rat)
Lineage: Eukaryota; Metazoa; Chordata; Mammalia; Rodentia; Bathyergidae
Gene: Garin1b
Product: golgi associated RAB2 interactor 1B
Cellular component (GO): nucleus
Source: RefSeq, a predicted model, not a curated record